Molecule: messenger RNA, 6005 nt
Organism: Vespula pensylvanica (western yellowjacket)
Lineage: Eukaryota; Metazoa; Arthropoda; Insecta; Hymenoptera; Vespidae
Gene: woc
Product: zinc finger MYM-type protein 3
Exons: 13
Coding region: 470-5113 (1547 amino acids)
Molecular function (GO): zinc ion binding
Source: RefSeq, a predicted model, not a curated record
AAGAUGACAUAUGAAAUGGUUGGUAGUUACAUGUAUACAUAGUUUGCCGCCACGAUUGUUGCCUUAGCUAUAACAUUGUAUAUUUGAGUUAUUUAUACGAAUAAAAGUCGAAAGAGAUAAAGUGUGUUUUUUGUAAUCAAUAAAAGCACUUGUUUUUCAUCAUUAUUCUUUGUUACUUUGUCUGUUACUUGAAAGACAAAAUGAAUAAAUAGCAUAUAUACAAGAAGUGUGUAAUAUAUCACACUAAUUAAUAUCUAGUUAUAAAUUUAUUACUUCGAUGGAAUACAAUGAUAUUGGUUGAAAAUGUUAUAAUACAUAUGCAUGAGGAUAUUAAUAUUAACUAAAUUAGUUAAGAGGUCUUUGUAUAAAAAUAUUGAUAUCCAAUAUAAUGCAGAAUGGAUAUUAAUCUCAGCAGUAUAUAAGUUUUUACAGUAUAUAGAAGAACAUAAUUUUAUGACUAUUUAGAAUAAUGGAUUCAAAUAUUGACAUAACAUCAACCCAAACAUCUAACAUAUUAUCUUUAGUACAAAAUGAUACAAGUUUAAAAACUAAUAAUGAAAAUGAAAAUUCCAUAGAAAAAUCUAUAUGUGAAACUCUAGAACCUGAUCAAAUAAAUCUUGUAAAUGAAGAAAAUGUUAGUGCAAAUAUACAGUCAGAUAAAAUUAUUUGUGAUAAGGAUGUAAUUGUCGAUAGUAAGGAAUCAAAUGUUAAAAACACAAACACAAGAGAAACUGCAAAUGAUUCAAAUGUACGUACAGAUGAAAUUUCAAAAGAAUGUAAUAUAAAAACACAGGAAUCCACUUCACAAAUUACUAAUAAACAUAUGGAUCAGUCUCUUACAAAUAAAGAAAAUAACAGUUUAGAAAUUCCUGAUAUCAAUGUCUUAACUGAAAUUUCGAGUGAACAAUUAGAAACUAUUAAUUUAAUAAAUGAACAUAAUGUUAAUGAUCCAAAAGAAACAAUAUCACAAAAUACUAAUUCAAAGAACAUAGAAGAUUGUUCUCUAGAAGAAGAAAAUGUAAACAAUACAGAUGUAAUUGAUACAGUUAUGCAAGAAUCUACAAUAGGUAUGGAUAAUACACAAUUACUUACAAAUGAUACAGAUACAAAAAGUAAAAACCCAGAUGUACAUGAAGAUAUUGAUAUAUCAAACAUAGAUCAGGGAACAUCUGAUAAAAAUAUAUCUGUACCAGAAAAUACUGAAUUUGUACAAUUUUCACAAGACAAACAUGGUGAUUCUCAAAUUGAAAAUCAGUCUAUAGAUGCUGAAGAUCCUUUCGCUGGAGACAAUCUGACCUCUGAAAAUGUUGAACAAAUGGAAACAGAUAGUCCUACAGAAACAAGUGUUGAUUUUUCAAAGCUAUGCGAACAAAGUGAUAUUCUUCAAAGUAUUGUUCAUACAAGAGAUAUUGAUUUUAAUACAAAGUUAAAUAAUAGUGACAAAGUGAAUUCAUUACAAGAGGAUGACAGAGAUAAGAUUUCUCUUGAUAAUGAACAUCAUUCAGCUAUUUCAAAAGAAUGUUCUGAAUCUAUGCCAAAUAAGUCACAUUCAUCUGUAACAAUUAAUACAGAGAAUAAAAGAACUCUUUCAGCAGAAGAUAUAUUGCUAACAAAUACUGCAGAAUCUAUUAACAGGUGUAAUAAACAUGUAAAAAAGGAUGCAGGAACUGUAACACCAAUGGAAACGGAAGAAGAACAAUCUAAUAUAUUACCUGGACAAGAUGAUGAAUUGUGUAUUAUUCCAGAUAGUAUGAAAAUGAUAAUACCAGAAAAAGUAAUGGAAAAAGAAAAUAAUGACAAAAGUAAAUCCACAUUGGAUGAAAUUGUUAUUCAAGAAGUGGGACAAAAACCAAUUGCAAAAAGCAUAGAAAGUACUAUAAUAAAUCAUCAAGAAAGAACUAUAGCAGACAAUCAUACUAACAAAGAGCAAAUACAAAGUAUACAAGAACAGCAUACAUAUGUGGAGAAAGAUGUGCCAAUAACUACUGAUGUUAUAAAUCUUGAUGAUGAAUCUAAACAUUCUGAGAUUGAAGAAAUUUCAUCAAAAGAAAUGUGCAAACAGUGCAAUGAAGAAAGAUCAUGUAAAAUUAAAGUAAAGAUUGGCCUUGAUACUUUCAAUGUGUGUUCUAAAAUAUGUAAAACAUUAUUUAAAACUGCUAAUAAUAGAGCAACAGACAUACCAAGUGAUACAGUUAAUUCAAAAAGAGAUAAACGCUGUGCAAAUUGUUUAUUAAUCAUUGAAACAAACGAUGAAAAAAAUCUUUCAUGGGAAACAAUGGAAUUUUGUAAUGAAGAGUGUUUAGGAAGAUUUCAAAAUAAAUAUGGAAGCUAUUGUAGAAAUUGCAAUGGUUCUGUUCAAGCAGUAAGUUUAGGAAAAUAUUGUGUACGUUUUGGUUAUGAUGUCAGACAAUUUUGUUGCUCUACAUGUUUAGAAGAGUUUAAAAAAGGUUUAAAAGUAUGUAGUUACUGUCAAAAAGAUAUAAGUUCAGGUACAGAAGGUUUCUUAGCUCCUGUUGGUGACAAAGGACAAUUUAAAGAUUUUUGUACCCAAAACUGUAUGGAAAAAUAUUCAAAAAUGAGCUCUACUGAUCUUCCAAAUAUAGAAAAAAAAUCUUGUAGUGUCUGUCGAGAAGAGAAACUUGUACAUUGUGAAGUCCAAUUACAUAGAGCUAAUCCAGUAGCUAUAUGUAGUGAGCCAUGUUUUGCAGCAUUUAAGUUUGUGAACAAAGUUGAUCCAGACCAAUGCUCUACUUGCAAACAAUUUUUUGAAUUACAAAAUAAGAAAAAUUUUGUUAUCUUUUAUGAAAAUGAAUCCCAUACAUUUUGUAACAAAACGUGUUUAAAUAUAUUUAUAAUUACAAAUAGGAAAAUAGUACCUUGUAAUUGGUGCAAAGUAAAAAAAUAUAAUUUUGAUAUGAUUAAAAAAGAAUUAAAAAAUGGACAGAUUAUGAUGAUGUGUAGUUUAAAUUGUUUAACAUUAUAUCAGGUAUCUAUUAAUGCAGUAUCAGCAAAACGUAUAAAUUGUGACUUCUGCAAAGAAUUUUCUCAAGCACAAUAUCAUUUAACUAUGUCAGACGCAACAAUACGCAAUUUUUGUUCAUAUAAUUGUGUCAUGAAUUUUCAAUCUCAAUAUACAAAAUCCCCAAUAACAAUACCGUCGAGUGAUGAUCCUGUUCCAACAGGAAUGCCAAAACGGACAAUGCCGCAAAGAACUACAAAUCAGACUACAUCAAAAGUGAAUGAAAUGCAGAAUAAAAAAAAUAUGCCAGUUAUAUCUUCAGUAACAAGUUUAGCUACUAUAGGAAAUGGACAAGCCAGUCCAUCUGCUACACAAAAUAACGUGAAUACUACAGUUCAAAAUCAAGUGCCACAGAUCAUUUAUAAACAACAGAUUAUCACAAGACCACCUAGCCCAACAAAUAUUCAUAAUAAAAUUACUCAAUGUAAACCCUUAAUGCAUACAAAGGGCGUUUCUGUACGUCCACAUCCUUGCACUAAGUCGACGCAAACAGAAGAAACUCAACAGAUGGUAAUUCCAAUACCAGUACCAAUUUAUGUUCCAUAUCCUGUACAUAUGUUUAGUAUGCCUUUUCCGAUACCAUUACCUUUCCCAAUUCCUAUACCUGUCCCUGUUUUUAUACCUACAACAAGAAAUAGUACUAAAGGAAUUUUUAAAGACAUUAAAAGGAUACAAGAAAAGAUACCAGCUGAUCCUUUUGAAGCUGAACUUCUUAUGAUGGCUGAAAUGGUAGCUACAGAAAAAAAAACUAAUGAGACUGAUUCUGAUUCAGCAGAAGAUAGGGAUGAUGAUGGAGGUGAUCAUGAUAAUGCACAUAGUGACAGCUUUAGUCCAGAUGGUGUUGAUUCUAAUAAUACUUUUGGUGAUAUGUUACAAAUGGCAUUAAAAAUGGCUACUGGAGAAUUGGAUGAACCAGCAGUUGACUUAGAAGCUGCUUUAACACCAAAUACAAUAACAGCAACUCAAACUCCAGCACAAUCUGAAGCACCUAUAGAUAACGAUGUUCAAAUAGAACGUUCAAUAACUGCUCGUGGCAGAAAACGAGUAGUUCCAUACAAAUCUCGAUCUACUCCAAAUAAGAAAAGUAGACGCGUUUCUGCUACUAAUGAUAUGCCACUCAUGCCUCCUCCAGAACCUCAGCCACCUCCUCAACCAAGAAUUAUGGAGCCUAUAGAAAAGCCAGAUGCCAAUAUGGCUUUAAAAUAUACAUUUGGAGUUAAUGCUUGGCGACAAUGGGUAGUAGCAAAAAAUGCAGAAUUAGAAAAACAAAGUACACCAUUAAGGAAAAUGAAACUAUUUAAAACAGAUCUUUUACAACUUACAGCAGAUGAAUUGAAUUAUUCAUUGUGUCUUUUUGUAAAAGAAGUAAGAAAACCAAAUGGUGCUGAAUAUGCUCCUGAUACAAUAUACUACCUUUGUUUGGGAAUACAACAAUAUUUAUUUGAGAAUAAUAGAAUAGAUAAUAUUUUCACAGAUUCCUAUUAUGAAAAAUUUACAGACUGUCUAAAUGAAGUUGCAAAGAAAUUUUCUGUCCUUUAUAAUGAUACACAAUAUAUUGUAACAAGAGUAGAGGAAGAACAUUUGUGGGAAUGCAAACAAUUAGGUGCUCAUUCGCCACAUGUACUUUUGAGUACACUUAUGUUUUUUAACACAAAACAUUUUAAUCUUGUGACUGUAGAAGAACAUAUGCAAUUAUCUUUCUCUCACAUUAUGAAACAUUGGAAACGAAAUCCGGCAGCACAGCCUGCAACAGUUGCUGGAAAAGUUCCAGGUUCACGAAAUGUACUUUUAAGAUUUUAUCCACCACAGUCAGCUCUUGAAGCUAAUUCACGAAAGAAGAAAGUUUACGAACAACAAGAAAAUGAAGAAAAUCCUUUAAGGUGUCCUGUCAAAUUAUAUGAAUUUUAUUUAUCAAAAUGUCCAGAAAGUGUUAAAACGCGCAAUGAUGUUUUCUAUUUAUUGCCAGAAAGAAGUUGUGUACCCGAUAGUCCAGUAUGGUAUUCGACAUCACCACUUGCCAAGGAACAUUUGGUAAAAAUGUUAUAUCGCGUUAAAAUGGUUAAAGAAAUUAAUGUAGCUCUAUUGACUAGUUAGUUACAUUCUCGCGAAUUUCAUUUCUGUUAAUAGAGCAGAAAAUCUAGAGAUGUUAAUCGUUUUUUAUGUAUGUUAUCUUAAAAAACUAAUAAUUAUAGAUUACGGUGAUUAUGUAUUGAAAAUUAAUUAUUUGAAUCUUAUAAUUUCUGUUGUAAAUUUUUCACUUCCGAAUAAAUAUAAAUUCUUAUUAUAAACAAAAUAUAAGAAAUACAUACUUAUUAUAUACAAUAUUGAUUUAUAUUAUUUAAGCAGAAUGAUUAAGAAAAAAAAUAUUUACAUGAAACACGGGAAUAGCAAAAUAUAUAUAUGCAGAGUUUAAACAGUUUUUCUUUGUGUAAACUGUUUUAAAAAGCAAUAAAUGUAAUAGGCAUAAAAUAUGAAAUAAUAUAAUAAACGUAAAAUAUUAAAUACUGCAUAGUACAUAUGCAUAGGUAACAAUUUGUGCGAAUGAAAUGAUCACGUAACUUCUAUAGAUUUUAAUAUAAAUAGUUAUUAUUGGCCUGUAUGUAUAUAACAUCAUUUAUAAGGUAAAGAAUAUAAUAAGUGUAAAUAGAAUUAGUAUACUUUUAAAUAUAAAUGCAUUUUAAAUACUGUAUUCUUGUCAUUUUUUCAUGUGUGUAUUCUUGUAUUUUAUAUUACAAAUAAGUAAAUAUUUGAUGAUAACAUUUAUUAUGGAUAUUUCUUUCCAUGCAUAAAGUUUUUUUUUAUAAACUUUAAGUUAUUGUAAUCUUUAAUUAUUAUUAUUAUUAUUAUUAUGUACUAAUAAUUAUGAUUUAGAAUAAGGUCAUAUUGGUGACAAAAGUUGGAGAAAAAAGCUUAAACAAAUGAACCUGUUUUUCAAGUACUACUAUUAACAUUCCAUUGUGAUAAGUAUACUAUAAUGUAUACUAUA